UGAAAGUUGAAGACAAAAACAUUGUAGUGAGGACGCUGGUUGAGGCGCCUCUCAUUUACCCCAAAAAACUCGAUAUUAGUGCUCCACCACUCUCCUGAUAAUCUUCUCCAUGACUUUGCAUACUAUACACGCCAGAGACACUGGUCUGUAGUUUAGUGCCUCGUUUGUGUCUCCACCAUUAGCGAUGCAAAGUUCAACACGCUUUGCAAGAUUCACAUGACCACGAUGCAGUAACUUCAAAUAACACUUAUUUUAUCUCAUGGAGUCAGUCAAGACAGAUUUUGCAUCACGUUCAGACAGUGUUUUAAAGCAGUAAUUUUGAAGCUGUUGGCAGAUAGACAUUUUUUUGAAUCUCCAGGCUUGGCCAUCUAAAAUAUCUGCUUCAGGAAGUUGAUAUACAGUGCUACAAUGUUGCGAAUAAAAGGAAUUUUUUAUGUGGGUGCAGCAUUCUUGCUAAUUUUCAUCAUGGUGGUCUUCACAUCCGAGUCAUUCAGUCUGAACAGUCUACUCCGUCCUGUUCCACACUCCCCUCGUAUUAGUAAAGUUAAUACUCAAGAAUUUAACAGUGGCGAUGUAGCAGCUGACAGUCCAGAAGUGAUACAAGUGAUACGAGAACAGUUCUUGAUCCCUCCAUCAAAUCUACCUUACAAUUUGUCUGAGCCCUAUGAAGAAAACCCUUCCAUGGGUCAGGCUCAGAGGAUUGACUUUAUAUUAAAGGGAAAGCGGAAUGGAUUUUACAUUGAAUGUGGUGCCCUUGAUGGAGAAGUGCGUUCCAACACACUAUUUUUUGAGCGAAAGAGGGGUUGGAAUGGGCUUCUGAUUGAAGCUGACCCAAAGAACUUUAAUCAGAUGGUUGAAAAACACAGGAAGGCUUACAUGUCACCAUCUUGCCUUGCUCCUACCCCUCAUCCCACUACGGUAUUAUUUCAACAGCAAGAGAACCAAGGGCAUAUUCUUGGUAGACAACAGCACUACCCUUCCAGUGGAUCUGGGGAAAUUUUAGAAGUUCAGUGCUUUCCCCUUUUCUCUUACUUGGUAGCACUAAAUGUCACUACAGUUGACUACUUCAGCCUCGAUGUUGAAGGGGCCGAGUUCAGUGUACUGAAGACCUUACCUUGGGAUAAAGUGGAUAUUAAGACACUCUCAGUGGAAUUUAUUCAUGAUCCAGAAGGAAAGGAUGCCAUACAAGAAUAUAUGAAGAGGGUUGGGUAUUAUGUUCACUCAGAAGUUAGACACUACAACUGGUUAGCCAACGACUUCAUAUUUGUCAAAAAUUCUAUGCAAUGAUUGGUGUGGAAUUUUAUAAGUCGUUGUUUAAAAUAUUUGAGGAAAGUUUUUAUAUGGAAUAAUUUUUGUAACUUGUGAUUUUUUCUUUUAAAUUAUAAAAGUUGUGUAAAAGGUAUGUGCCAUGCAUAUGCAUAAUGAGUGUGAGAUAUGCAUAAAAUUAAUGUAACCAGCUAUCAUAUUGAAUAGCAUGUGUGCAUGAUAUGCUACAUAAUUCAUGGCAGUCACAACAUGUGUAUACAUACAAAUAAUAUAUACUCAUUCAUCUUUAGACAUUUUUAUCAAAUCUUUAUUUUAUUAUAAAAAUGUGUAUCACUCUCAGAGGAAAUUAAAUUAGGUCUUAAAAAUGCAUUUUGUGCUAUCAAAUUUCAAGACUUGUAAUAGAUUUUUGUGCUUCUGAAUUUAGUUGUAGGGAUGAAAAUUAUAGAAAAUGAUAGAAAAACUAUAAAAGGUUUUCACAUACAGUUCUCUAUUACCUUCUACCCCCCCCCCACACACACACAUAUGCAUAGGAACAGUAUACAUACAGAGUCAUUUGUAUUUACAAGGGUUACAUUCCUAAAGCUACUAAAUACCAUAUUCAUUGACAUAGACACAUUGGUUUAGCAGGAAAGGGAUUUGUGUAUAUGUUAGAGUGAUUGUGUGGAAGGAAAGUGGAAAGAGUUUUAAGAACAGUAGUACAUUCCUACUCAACAUUGAAUUGCAAUAUAAUUAUUCACGUUAGACCUUCAGUAAUAUUUAACCCUUAAACUGUCCAAACGUAGAUCUACAUUCACUUGCGUAGCGCACAAAACAUAGAUCUACGUUUUUUUUUUUACAUAAGAAAGCUUGCAAAAUCGAACGUAGAUCUACGUUCAGAGCACUACACGAGCGAACGUAGAUCUACGUUUGGACAGUUUAAGGGUUAACCAUGUUGUAUGAAUCACAGGAUGAGAGUGAAUGAUCUGGAUGACAAAUUGGUGGAUGUAGAUUCCAUACAGUUUUAAGCAAGAGUAUGAUAUUGCUUAUGAGGGCAGAAAUAGUAUGUGGUUAUUCAUGAAUAAUUGAAAGGUGAGUCCAAGAGCUAAGAUAGACUCUCAGCUUGCAUUUAUGGAAGGCUCUUAUCUAGUGGCUAAGCAUUGGUGAUACCAACCUUAACUACGGUUAUUUCAUAGAUUGGCACUUAUCUCUGUUGUGGUCACUGCAGUCUUCAAGACAUCCUAGUAGAUUUAUCCAUUUAUCCAAUUGCAUGGUCUUUAUUUAAACCCUCUCUUAUUUUUCUCAUCCUGCAGUCUGAAAGUGCUGACUUUAACAUACACAUGCUGUCUUUGUCUUUUUGUUUUAAGAACAUUUUGUUGCUUGUAUAUUUGGCUUAAAAUUGGACUCAAAGUUGGCAAAAUCGCCUGUGCAUAAAUUGCACUGAAACUGCUAGCUUUGCAACCAUGUGAUUCUUUAAGUUUUCCAUCAAAUUUUGUAUUUUUGGUGUCAUUACUUUUAGGAAAAGAAAAAAGUCUCAGAGUUCAAUUUUUUUUUACAUUGAGAGCAAGUCUCAUUUUGGGAGUCUAGACAGUGGAAGGGUUAGUAUAUGUGGAGCUUUGAUAGUGUGUUUGUCUAUACAUUCAUUAUAAAUUAUGAAUGUUCCAGUUAUGUGUUCAUAUAUCUAGAAACUUGUAAACAGUUGCCAGUCAUUUUCUUUGUCACAUUCUUGUCUUCUGAUCCCUGGUAUCAGAGGCAAUCCUGGAUACCAUAGUUAAUGUGCAGUGAAGUAGGAAUGUCGUAGAAAGUGAGAAAGUUCAUUAAACAUUUGCUAGUACAGCCUCUCCUCACUUAACGAUGGAGUUCCGUUCCUAAGACCACGUUGGUAAACAAAUUCGUCGCUAAGUGAGAAGCAUACUAUAAUGGUAGUGGGUAUUGUUUUAAUGUCACCUUUGCACCAUUUAUAACGUUUCUGGUAUAUUUUUAAAUGUUUAUACAGUAGUGUACUGUAGACAGUAAUAAACAGAAUAGAGGAAAUCAGGUCUAAUAUACAUUAUUUAGGUAUACAAACUGGUCAGAAAGCCCGUUGUAAGAUUGAGGCGUCGGUAAACGAGUGCAUCACUAAGUGAGGAGAGGCUGUAUUAACAACGUGUUAAAGUGCUUGAGACAUGGCCAAGGGCUGGCUAACUGUUUGAUUGAAGGGUUCAGACAGCAGUUCGAGAAACAACAUUGUAAAUAAAAUUUUAUUUUAUGGUCUGCAAUUACACUUGUGUGGAUCCUGAGGAAAAAUGUUUAUACAUAAGACUUCAUCUAGCACAGGCUUUAUUUUCUAUGUACAUUUAUUUAAUACUGUAUCAAGAGGUAAAUUUUGUAGUUAUACAUCUUGUACCACACGUUUGGGAUACUAUAUGUCAGAUUGUACUGACAGUUCAAAAUAUUUUGAUUGAUUAUCCCCCCAUUCCUCAGAAUGCACACUUACUGCAUUUUAAACACCUUCUUUGACACACUAAUGUGUUUGGUUUGCUUGCCCUUUUCUGUAGCAGUCCAACCUAUGCUACAGAUUGUGAUUUCUUAAUGAAUAUCGGUAUACAACAUUAGCUGUGACCCCAUCUUUUCUGUUAUUCUUUCCUCAGCACCUCUGUUCUUACCUUUACCUUAACCUCUCACCUCUGCCAUGCAUUGCUGAGUUUAGUGCUUUCCAUGACUAUAAUAACAUUUGGAAUGCUGCACAGAGAGUAACAGUGGAUAAUUACUGAAGAUCAUGAAAACUGACACAAGGCGAAGGAAUUUAUUUAUUUUCUAAUAAUCAAAUAUAUUAUUUAGGCAUCUUAUGGAUGAUGGUUAUUUUUUCUGCUUUAUGUAACUUGACAUUGAUAAUACAAAAUGCUAAAAAUUUUAAUAGGUCACCAAUGGAAAUUAGUCACUCUGACUUUUUUGGGUUAUCCUAGGUUCUCUACACAUAUGCUGCUAUGUAUGUUAAUCUAUGUAACUGUAUUUGUGUAUACAGGUUGGCCAUCACUAAUCCAGCAAUCAAUUAUCCGGUUCCAUCAGUAAUCCGGCACUAAUUUUGGCUAGCAUAAUUUCAAAUUUCAUCAUUAUACUGACUCAAAUCAUUAUACUGACUCAGAAAUUGUGCAGAUGGUUGUAAAUCCACAGCAGCAAGCCAGUGGAGGAGAAAGUAGUGAUGAAAAUGAGGUAGAUGUAGCAGAAAGAAUCACUAUUGAUUGGUUAAUUAAGCGUAUUCUAACCUAACCACUCUGUAAUCCGGCACACUACAGGUCCCAAUGAUGCUGGAUCAGUGAUGGCCGACCUGUACCUGAAUAAACUUACCUACUUACUUACUAAUGCAUUUUUCUCAAUUACCACAAAUAAUGUUCUCAAAAAUUUCUUUUGUUUUUAAGUAAUACGUAUACAGGUCUCCCUCAACAUUCACGUUUUCAACUUUCGCGGGCUUCACACAUUUGCGAAUUCCCAGCCGCCAAAUCAUAUUUAAGUUUCCCGCCACCUGCGAGUCCCUACUACCCUCCCUCCGACCCCAACAACUGGCAGCCAGCCCUCCCACCACUCAGUGUGGUGAGUGUUUUGUUUGUUCAUUAUUUGCUAUUAAACUACAGUAUAAAUAAUGUAAACCCAUUCAUGACUGAAUAUUGGAAUGGCUAUUCGGACAGGUAUUGGAUGGUGACAUAUAUUUACUCUUGAACACAGCAAAGAAUCAAACAUUUCUGCUACUGCUAAUAAUAAUAAUAAUAUUAAUAAUACGAUAGAAUUUAAGGAAAUUGUACAAAAAUACGAGGGCUGAAGCAGUGGUGGAAGAAGUGGUUGAGGCAUCAUCAGUCAGUGUGCCUUUGUUUAUGCUGGAGUGAGCAUUAGUCUCCACACUUCCAAACAUUUCACAAUUCAUUGUGCCUGGUGCUUGUAGAUUGAGUGCAACUGGAGUGGUAGAGGUAGCGGUUGAGGCAGUGGUUGAGGCAGUGGUAUUUAAUAAGAUAUAUGUUAUUAAUAAUAAUAAAUAUUAUUAAUAACAUGUAUUAUUAUUAUUAUUAUUAACAUGUUAUUAAAAACCACUGCCUCAACCACUGCCUCAACCGCUGCCUCAACCGCUGCCUCUACCACUGCCUCUACCACUGCCUCAACCACUGCCUCAACCACUGCCUCUACCAAUGCCUCUACCAAUGCCUCUACCACUCCAGUCGUGCUCAAUCUACAAGCACCAAACAAUGAAUUAUUGUGAAAUGUUUGGAAGAGUGUGGAGACUAAUGUUCACUCCAGCAUAAACAAAGCCAUGCUGAUGAUGCAUCAACCACUGCUUCAACCCUCGUAUUUUUGUACUAUUUCCUUCUUAAUUCUAUCGUACUACUAAUAAUAAUAAUACGAUAGAAUUGAAGAAGGAAAUUGUACAAAAAUACGAGGGUUGAAUCAGUGGUGGAGGAAGUGGUUGAGGCAUCGUCAGUCAGUGUGCCUUUGUUUAUGCUGGAGUGAGCUUUAGUCUUCAUGCUCUUCCAAACAUUUAACAAUAAUUCAUUGUGCUUGGUGCUUGUAGAUUGAGUGCGACUGCCACAUAAUUAACCAUGGGCCCAAAGAAACUUGCUAGUGCCAGCCCUUUGGUAAAGAAAUUGAGAAACACGAUAGAAUUGAAGAAAGAAAUUGUACCAAAAUACGAGCAGUGCGCCACAGUGGUUGAGGCACUGGUGGAGGCAGUGGUUGAGGCACUGGUGGAGGCAUUGGUUGAGGCAGUGGUAUUUAAUAACAUGCAUGUUAUUAAACCAUAACAUGUAUGUAUUUAGUACAAUAUUUUAUGACAUUUUCAUGUAUUUUAUGAUUGUUCAUGGUUCAACAAGUUAAGGAAGCAGUAUUGUAUUAUAUUUCCCUAUAAUAUAUUGGGGCACCAAACAUUCGUGAUUUUUCAACAUUCGCGAGGCUCUUGAUCCCCUAACCCUCGCGAAUGUUGAGGGAGACCUGUAUUGAUAUUCAGUAUAUAAGGAUAUUCAAACUUAAUUUGUGGAAAAGUAGUUAUAGUUAUCAUUUAUCAUUAUUUUUAUUGAAUGUCAAGGUUUAGUGCUUCUUUUUGUUAUAAUAAUAUUGAAUCUAAAUAUUUUACAUUAUAGUACAUGUAUUAGUAUAAAAAAUAGCUUAUUGGAAACAUAUGGUUGCACAUUAAUGAUCUAUAUAAUCAAUGAUCUGCAUAAUCAAUGAUCUGCAUAACCAAUUCUUAGGAUUAAGCUUUUGUUAAUUUAUGUAUUAUUUAUAAAAAAUAUGUAAAAGUAGUGUAGAAAAAAUAUAAUUAAAAGAAAUUAUAUUUAAUAUGACGAGAAGUCUAAUAGGGAUUUAAAUAUUUUAUGUUGAUACAGUAUUUAUGUGAAGGAAUAAUGCAACUUCCCAUGACAUGAACUAACAUAGCAGCAAUACUCAAGCUGUUGAUUCUGAAUGCUGCAUUUAAUUAGCUUAGAUGUACAUUAACCUUAAUGUUAAAUAAUUCAUUUUAGUAUAAUGUAAAGAAUAUUUUCAUAUAAAUGUUGUGCUUCAUUGGGUAUAGAGGAUAUAGGGUGCUUGCUUGUUUCUCUUAAUGGUUAUAAUAUUUUGUGUAGAACAUCGUUAUUGAGGAGUGGAUUUAUUUUGCGAAUUCCCUUGGAAUAUUUAAUUGACAUUCUUGGGGAAUAAUUUACUUUUGACAGUCCCUUUUUUUAGGUUAUUAUGUGUUUCAUAUAUUUUUUAUAUGAAUAUUUACAAUAUUAGGAGAGAGACUAGAAAAUACAUUCCAAGAAUAUGAAUAUACUGUAUAUAUAUUUUUUUUUUAAAUUUGUUUGCAGGAAAGUAAUAUAAAAAUAAAUAAAUUUGCAUAUAUAAUGGUAGUACAUAUAGGUAAUGAGUGACAUUUUUCAAGUCACUAUGUUGGCAUGUCAUUACUGUUCACUUUAUAUUAUAUUCGUUUCAACAGCAUUCCAGAUGUGUGGAAUGAUUACUGGGUAACGUAAGUCCUGAAAGACAUUUAUACCUAGGAAAUUAGCUAUGAAUGCAGCGAUUGUGUGUUUGAUUAUGUAUCCCCAGGUAACAUUAGGCACUUGAGUGAGCUAUACUCUAUCACAAUGUGGAGAGUAAAAGGGGUAUGAUAAAAUUUUGUGCAACAUAUUAAUGGUGAUUUGUAAAAAGAAUCAAGUCUCUGGAGAAAUUGUUCACACUUAUUAAAACUUAAGACCAUCAGUGAUGUACAGUAUAGUAUUACUUUAUUAUUUGGAUGUUAUAUGAAAUCUCAUUGGGGCAAAUUACAGCAUUUAGGAACAAUGAAGCCUGGUCACAGACCCUCAAAACCCUCUCCGGGUAUCUCCAGGUAUGCAGUCAUAUGUGGGACAUAGUGGGUAUUGACAAAAAAUACUGUGUAGGAAGGAAUAAUGGUGAAAUUAUUAGUGGAUCAGUGAUUGUUUUGAUUUUAAAUAAAUCUUUGAGCCAUAAAUCCAAACUGAACUGCCCAACAUCUAGACCAUGCAAUUCUCACUUUCACUUUUCUUUCUUUCAACACACCGGCCGUAUCCCACCGAGGCGGGUUCACUUUGUCUGCCAAAAAACUAUUUGAACAUUCCCACUCUGAUAUCUCAAGAGGCUUGGAGGUGAAAUUUCACUGGUAGGUGCUGCCAUUUUCCUUCUAGAGUGAAGAGUAUCCCAGAUCUAGGACCACUUAUUUCUAAUAAAUGUUUCUGAGUUUUGAUAUAAAGAAUGUAUGGUAUAGAUGCUCCAACAUAUGGGGAAUUGAUAUGUUUAAGUGCACAUAUAUGUGGGUGCAUGCAUGGGUUAUUACAAACACAGGUACAUAAAGAAAGGCCUUGUAUCUGGCUGGUAAUCAAGUCCCCAGAGAAGGAAAAAUCCUCAAGUAUAUGAAGGCAAAGGUAAACACAAAAGGUGUAGGUUUUAGUACCUGUAUAUUCCUUCACUGUAUUUUCAACAUGUACAAAAGGGCAAUAAAUCAGCUGAAGAUAAUGAUGAGAGAGUUAAGAUAGUCAUUGCAGUUAGUUUUACAUCUCAAAAUAGACCAGUAUUGUAAGUGUACUAGAGCAGUGCAGUGAGCAUCUGCCAUAACCUGGUGUAGAAAUAUAACAUCAGUUUGGGUGGGGGCAAGCUCUCUCCCAGUUGGCUGGGGCUCCUAAUGCAAAAUACUCUAACCUGACUACUGUAUUAGUUUGGCUGGUCUAGAGGUUGUGAUGAAUGCAGAAUAAAUUGUAACAUACUCAUGCACGCCUCGUGUGUGUGUGUGUGUGUGUAUAUGUUUGUGUUUGUGUGUGUGUACUCACCUAUUUGUGGUUGCAGGGGUUGAGACUCAGCUCCUGGCCCUGCCUCUUCACUGACCACUACUAGGUCCUCUCUCUCCCUGUGUGUAUGUGUGUGUGUGUGUAUAUAUAUAUAUAUGUAUACUGUGGACCCCCAAGUUUCGUGAGCCUCACGUUUCGUGAUUUGCCUGGUCAUUCGUCGGUCGUAUGGAACGUGUUCGAGUGGCCUCCCAGCAUCCGUGCGCACAGAAAGGCGCCCCACACACCAUUCAGAGUCAGUGUGCCAUUGUUUCUGGGCGAGUGACCAUCACCUCACGCGUUCAUAAGAUACAUUUUGUAAUAUUCCAUUCUUUUUUGUGCUUCCAACUGCUAAAUAAGCCACCAUGGGCCCAAAGAAAGAUCCUAGUGCCAGGCCUUUGGUAAAGGUGAGAAACACGAUAGAAUUAAAGAAAGAAAUCAUAGCAAAAUAUGAAAGUGGACUGCGUAUGGCCGACCUCGGUAAGAUGUACGGGAAGCCGCAUUCACUUCCAUCGUGGCAAAGAAAAAGGAAAUCAAGGAAGCUGUUGUUGCGAAAGAUGUAGAUAUGCUGACAAGAAAAGAGAUCGCAAAUAAUCGAAGAUGUUGAGAAUAUGUUGUUGGUGUGGAUCAACCAAAAACAGUUAGCAGGAGAGCGUUAUGCAGUUGAUAAUUUGUGAAAAGGCAUGGCAGUUGCAUGCCGAUCUCAUAAAGAAAAUGCCUGGAACGAAUGCUAAUGUUAGUGAAUUUAAGGCCAGCAAAGGCUGGUUUUGAGAUUUAAGAAGCGUAGUGGCAUACACAGUGUGGCAAGGCAUGGUGAGGCUGCAAGUUCUGACAAAUGUGCGGCUGAAAAAUUCGUGCGUGAAUUCAAGGUGUACAUAGAGGAUGAAGGAUUCCUCCCCCGGAAGAAAAUGCCAAAGAGGACCCACAUCAUGUAGGAGAAAAUGGCACUGCCAGAACACAAGCCCAUGAAAGACAGGUUAACUCUCUUGUUCUGUGUAAUGCUAGUGGGGAUUUCAAAGUGAAGCCUUUACUGGUGUAUCACUCUGAAAAUCCCAGAGUGUUCAAGAAAGGCUAAGAGUAAGGCAUGGGUCACGAGGGAAAUUUUCCUUGAUUGGUUCGGUGAAGUGUUUGGCCCGAGUGUGAAAGAAUACCUCCUGGAAAAAAAAUUGCCACUCUUAAGUGCCUCUUGGUAAUGACAAUGCUCCUGCUCAUCCUCCAGGCUGGGAUGACCAAAUGGUGGAGGAGUUUAGUUUCAUCACAGUGAAGUUCUUGCCUCCUAAUACAACUCCUCUCAUCCAGCCCAUAGACCAGCAAAUCAUUUCAAACUUCAGAAAACUGUACACCAAAGCAGUGUUUCAAAGGUGCUUUGAUGUGACCUCAGACACUGAAUUGACCUUAAGAGAGUUCUGGAAGGAUCACUUCAAUAUUCCAUGAGGUUGGAUGUGAGUGGCAAGGAUGUGGAAGAGUUGGUGGAGGACCAUAGUGAGAGCUAACCACUGAAGAGCUGCAAGGGUUUCAUCUGCAACAGCAACAGACCACAGCUGAGGAAAUUGCUUCAGAGGAGGAGAAAGAGAGAUGGAAGAAGGUGCCUUCUUCAGAGAUUAAGGAGAUGUGUGCAGUGUGGAGUAGGGUGCAAAUAUUUGUGGAGAAACAUCACCCUAACAAAGCUGUUGCAAGCCAUGUCAGUAACAUGUACAAUGACAAUGCCUUGUCUCAUUUUAGGCAAAUUUUAAAGAGACACCAGAAACAGCUUUCUGGAACAGUUUUUUGAGUGGCAGGGGUCCAGUGACUCUCAAGCUGGUCCUAGUGGCAUUGAAAAACAAAGAAGGGAUGUAACCCCAGAUAAGGACUUGGUAUCUAAAGUCUUUAUGGAAAGGAAUUCCCCUUCCAAACAAUAGUGUAACUUCUCCAUCCUCUCCCCUCCUCUCAUCUUCCAUACACCAAUAAGAGUGUGAUGUUAUUGGUUGAUACUUGAUUUCUCAUUCUUUUCUGUAUGUAAAUCCAUAUUUAAUCUAUAAAAAAAUCAUUUUUGUUAAUACUUUUGGGCGUCUGGAACUGAUUAAUUGGAUUUAUGUACAGUACAUUGUUUCUUAUGGGGAGAACGGUUUCGACAUUCAUGAACUUCGACUUUUGGCAGACUCUCUGGAACGGCUUAAUCACAAAACUCAAGGGUCCACUGUGCAUGUGUGUGUGUGUGUGUGUGUGUGUGUGUGUGUGUGUGUG
This is a messenger RNA of Cherax quadricarinatus, 10736 nucleotides long. RefSeq names its product protein Star. The record is from RefSeq and is a predicted model, not a curated record. NCBI's taxonomy places the organism in Eukaryota, Metazoa, Arthropoda, Malacostraca, Decapoda, Parastacidae.